AUGCGACGAAAACUAACAGCUUUUAUAGGCUUCUAGCCACGUUCUCUUGGAUUUUGAUUCGUGGAUUAGCAAACUAAAGCUUCUUUCUCGAGUUAUGGCUAGUUUGACUCACAUUGAAGGCUGUUGCAGUCUCUUCAGAAUCUUUCAUAGCAUCAUCUGUCCGCACAAACUUUCUAUUCAACAUAUGAGUUAGCCUUGCACUAAAGCGCUAGCUUUUUGUUAGCUACAAUACUCAGAAAAUAUCUGUUAAAACAGCUAGCUAGCAGUACAGUAGCCAUUUGUAAAAUUGAUCUCUUUGGACACACCCUUUAAUUAUUCCUGUGGAUGUAAUGCGCAUGCGCGCUCAUUCCCCAUGUGUGAGAAAAUAAUAUCCAAGAUCCAGAUCCAGAUCCUCCUGGCAGAAUCAUCUUUGUCUUGAGGGCCUGGUCUUUUCUUCUUAGAUAUUAUAUACACUGAACUACAGAUCCUGGAAGAAUCAAUUUUCUUCUUUCUUGAUGUCCUGUUCCUGUUUGGGAAGCCCUACCUGCUGCUUGCUUGCUAGCUGUAUAUAAGGAUGCUCCUACUGUAUUAAAUAUACUGCAUGCUUUUUACAAAAGUACACGCAAUGGCAAUGGCCAACAUUAAGGUUGCAUUCUUGGUUGUCAUACUGGCUGCAAUAAAGAAUAGUUUUGGGCAAAAUACAACUUGUUUGAAGGAGGAUGCCAUACAAGAUAUACGUUUAGUGGAUGGUACAUAUGGGGACUUCAUGGGAAGAGUUGAAAUCAAAUUCAAUGGGACUUGGGGUACAGUCUGCGAUGACUUUUGGUCUCUGGCUGAUGUAAAUGUUGUGUGCAGAAUGAUGGGAUUUGAAAGAGGUGGAGGUUGUGCUGUGAGCCGUGCUGGAUUUGGUCAGGGCCCCAUAUCAUCACCAAUUUUGUUGGAUGAUGUGCGCUGUCGCGGGAAUGAGGAUUGUCUUGAUGACUGCAGCUUCAUUGGUCUAGGUGAUCCUCCAACAUUCUGUACCCAUCGUGAAGAUGCUGGAGUUGUUUGCUUGUCAGAUCAGAAUGAUGUAAAUCCCCCACCUGUCUUGCAUCUCGUCAAUGCUACCACUACCACUCUUGCUGUCAGAUUCAAGAAUGUUAAAAGGUCACAACUACCUGAAGGGGCAAACACCAUACGUUAUCGUAUAAGUUAUGCAGAAAGUGGUGUUGAGGAUGUAUUCCAAAGAAAUUCGUACUUCUUCCCAGACUCUAUAGGGGAAAGGGAUGAUGAAACAAUUAUGGUCUUAACCAAUCUAAAACGUGACACGGAAUACUCACUUCAAAUGGGUGUUGAUUUUCGAUAUUCUCGAACAAUAUGCUUCUCCUACAUCAUAGGUUCUCUCUCGCAGCCAUUACUCUUUCGGACAAAUGCUACUAUAAAACCAACAAGUAUCCAGAUUCGGCUUGGUUCUCUACUAUCUGGCUCGAGCUUCAGUGGUCGAGUGGAAGUAAUGUACAACAAUACUUGGGGAACUGUUUGUGAUGACUCGUUUGGCACAAGUGACGCAAAUGUCAUAUGCCGAGCCUUAAAUUUCAGCGGUGCUCUUUGUGUUCCUUUUCGUCGAUUUUCUCCUGGAGCAGGUCCUAUCUGGUUAGACGAUCUCAAUUGCCCCUCUAGUGCUGAGGUACUAGAAGAUUGCACUCAUCGUGGUUGGGGUGUGCAUAACUGUAGGCAUAGAGACGAUGUGUCAGUGGUGUGUAAUCCAGGUGAAGAUUUUCUUGGAACUGUAUCCAAUGUGGUUGUCACCGACGUGCAACCUGUUACUGCUACAAUUCAAUGGGAGGCAUUCGAUUUCCCAAACAUCGUUGCGUCAUUCUCAUACCGAGUUUUCUAUUGGUCUAGCAGCACCACGUUUCGAUCAAGUCGGACCGUCUCCCACCCCCGCACUGAAAUUGAGGUCACCAGUUUGAUUGUGGGGGACACGUACAUGGUGACUGUCAGUCCAGUAGUAAGAUUUGAUGCUUGCUUCUUUCGUUCAAUAUCUGGGCCAGAAUCAGUCGCUGUGAACUUCACAACUUUUGCUUUACCUCCAACUGGACCACCAACUGACUUCCAUAUUAUCGUCCUCAACAGCUCAGCAAUCGAAAUUCAAUGGGAAGAUCCUUUACGCAACCAUCAGAAUGGUGACAUCACUUCCUAUAUAGUUUUUGUUUCUCCUCAGGGUGGUGGUGAACGUCAAAUAGAGUACCUCACAAGCAGCACCGACUUUGAUGUAGCAAGAAUUGUUGGUGGUCUAAUUCCCUCCACCAUGUACACCUUCAGUAUACUUGCAGUAAAUGCUGGAGGGCGAGGACCACGGUCUAUCUCUCUCACCGGGCAGACUUUUGCUGUGGGAGCCGAACCCAUAAUCAGCAGCUUUGGCCUUAAUGGAGACGGUAUCGAUAGAGUGAUCCGCUUCACUUUCAAUAGGAACUUGAACAUUCAUUGUGGCAGCACAAGACAAAAUGUGAAAAUUGAUUGGUUCAGUCCUAGUGGUAGAAAAGUGGAAAUAGAUGACAGAAACUUAAGAGUUGGACGAUAUAGCAACGGGAGUGCAGUUCUGCAAAUUGCUGCAUUUCGACGUUUAAACACCUGCGAUGGAGGAGUUUAUACAUGUGUUGCAAAUGACUUGAGCACACAGACUAAUCAACGAAAAACUUUCACUCUAAUCAUUAGUUCAACACCUGUAAGACCCAAUCGCGUUUUUCCGCUUACUGUGACAAGCAAUUCGAUAAAGAUAGGCUGGGAGAGACCUUCAUGUGAUGGCGGGCACCGUAUCUUGGAGUACAAUCUCAACUACUAUGAAUUUGUGACAUCGUUUUUCUCCCGUGUUGUAAUAUCAAUUCGUCACAUCAUUGCUGAAGAAACAAACUAUACCUACACUGUGAAUGAUCUAAAUCCAAGCAGAUCCUAUGUUUUUCAAGUGCAAGCUGUCCGGACGGACCUACGUGUAUCAUCAUUUUCACCGACGCGUACAAUUAGGACACUUCCACCAGCACCUUCACCUCCGAGGGAUAUCGGAGUGAGGAUAGUUGGUAUCAAGACCAUUGAAAUCAGCUGGAGGCCUCCUGUUGUUGCAAACGGAGUGAUAAUUAGAUACACUAUUUACAUCACACUAUUUGGUGUGUCUGAUGAUGGUGGAACAGGAAAUAAGAGGAGACAGGCUGUGCAAACUCCAAUUGUUAUCACUGCUGUAUUUUCAGGAUCAGCCACAUCAGGAAAUGUUACUGUGCCUUCAACAGAUGCGAUGUACGGUGUUCAAGUAACAGCGUCAAUUCCAGUAGGUGAUAGCUUAAAUGAAGGAAGAAUAUCGAACCUCUCGUUAGUGGAUGUUCCAACACCUGUUCUACCCAUUCUUCAAAGCUUUCGGGUGAUUAAGGCAACGAAUUCUUCUAUGACCAUCCAGUGGGAGCUUCCUCAGCCACCAUUUCUUCCUAUUGAUGAGUUCAUCGUGACUUACAGCUCUCUUGUCAACUGGGAGAGUCCACUUGGUGAAGAUGUUGAAUUCUCUGAGUCUGGCAGGGUAACUGUUCAACCUUCUGUAAGCACUGUACGCAUUAGCCCACUUACUCCUGGAACAACAUACACUUUCAACGUCGUUGCAAGCACGGAAGACGAAUUAGGACAAGAAACAUCGGUUACUGGCAGUACAACUGGUGGGGUGGCUGAUCGAGGGAGAGUGGCAUUCGUUCAGUUAAAGUUUGGACCUGUUGACAAGUGCUCAAGCUUUCAAGUUGGAGAUACAGAGCAACGUUUGAAAACAAUAAAGGAUGCAAUUAUUAACGAAAUCAAUGAGCUCUGCUCAUGUGAUGUAACUGCUGACCAUCUUCAAAAUAGUGUAUUCAGUUGUGCUGAUGGUUUGGUUGACCAAGUUGUGUAUCGUGCUCGGAUUAUAGGGAGCGACAGUUACAAUGCCCAAGAUCUUGUGUCUCUAAUUCAAGCAUGGGUUAAUAGUGAUGAUGCAAUGAUAAUUGCUGGAUUUUUCCGAUUUAAUGUUGAUGCAAGCUGUAUCACUUCCUUGGAUACCCUGCGCUCUCCUGACUGUGAGAUAGGUCAAGUAACUACAUCCCCGACUGAGAUUGUGACUGUUGUUACUGAACCGCUUACAUCACCAACUGAGAUUGUGACUGUUGUUAUUGGCCUGUUUGUUAUCAUUAUCCUUGUUGGGAUUGUUGUUUUGUUGAGUGUACUGCUCAUCAGAAAGCGUAAACUAAGUGAGACCAGCGGAGUUUUGGGAAUGGUAAGAUUUAAGAAUGAGAAUACUGCAAAAGAAGAGGAUAGACUCCCCUUUGCUGACAUGGAGCCAAGCUCUGAAGACACCAUCGAUUCAAAACCAGAGGUCUUCAUGUGAAACACCAAAUUAAAUAACUCAACUAAACAUGUAGUAACAAUUAUAUUUUAGCUAUAAUGUACUCAGAUGCUAGUGCUGCUGUUAUCAUUAAUUUUAUUUACUAAAAACAUACGUACAUUAACGUCUUAUUUUGCUGCCCAUAA
Messenger RNA from Halichondria panicea, 4494 nucleotides. RefSeq lists its product as uncharacterized. Gene Ontology annotation, cellular component: membrane. The transcript is spliced from 22 exons. Gene Ontology annotation, molecular function: protein binding. NCBI's taxonomy places the organism in Eukaryota, Metazoa, Porifera, Demospongiae, Suberitida, Halichondriidae. The record is from RefSeq and is a predicted model, not a curated record. The coding region runs from base 581 to 4351 and encodes 1256 amino acids.